CGCACCGAACAUGUUCCGGGCACUGGACGCUGCGCUCGCCGUGCUGCUGGCCGUCUCUUUGCGGAGCCCCUGGAGCGGCACCGGUGUCAGAGCGGCUGUCUUCUCGGCUCAAAUCUCCCCCCCGGACCCGUGCUACGACGAGCACGGCAGCCCGCGCCGCUGCAUCCCUGACUUUGUCAACUCGGCGUUCGGCAAGGAGGUGAAGGUGUCCAGCACCUGCGGCAGGAGUCCGGGCCGCUACUGCGUGCUGAGCUCAGCGGACAAAGGGGACGAGAGGACCCGCAACUGUCACACCUGCGACGCGUCCGACCCCAAGCGGAACCGUCCCCCGGCGUACCUGACUGACUUGAACAACCCGCACAACCUAACGUGUUGGCAGUCGGACAACUUUAUCCAGUACCCGCAGAACGUCACGCUCACGCUCUCCCUGGGCAAGAAGUUCGAGGUUACCUACGUGAGCCUCCAGUUCUGCUCUCCGAGACCCGAGUCCAUGGUGAUUUACAAGUCCAUGGACUACGGCAAGACGUGGGUGCCCUUUCAGUUCUACUCGACUCAGUGCCGAAAGAUGUACAACAAGCCGAACCGGGCCGCCAUCACCAAGCAGAACGAGCAGGAGGCAAUCUGCACGGACUCACACACGGACAUAUUCCCGCUGAGCGGAGGUCUCAUCGCCUUCAGCACGCUGGACGGCCGGCCCUCGGCGCACGACUUCGACAACUCCCCGGUUCUGCAGGACUGGGUGACGGCCACCGACAUCCGUGUGACCUUCAGUCGCCUGCACACGUUCGGCGACGAGAACGAGGACGACUCGGAGCUGGCGCGGGACUCGUAUUUCUACGCCGUGUCUGACCUGCAGGUGGGCGGCCGCUGCAAGUGCAACGGCCACGCGUCCCGCUGCGUCAAGGACCGAGACGGCGAGCUGGUGUGCGAGUGCAAGCACAACGCGGCCGGCCCGGAGUGCGACAGGUGCAAGCCCUUCCACUACGACCGGCCGUGGCAGAGAGCCACAGCCCGGGAGGCCAACGAGUGCGUUGCCUGUAACUGUAACCUCCACGCCCGACGCUGCCGCUUCAACAUGGAACUGUACAAGCUAUCGGGCAGGAAGAGCGGGGGAGUGUGCCUCAACUGCCGCCACAACACGGCAGGACGGCAUUGCCACUACUGCAAGGAGGGCUACUACCGAGAUCUGUCCAAACCCAUCUCGCACAGGAAAGCCUGCAAAGCAUGCGAUUGCCAUCCCGUGGGUGCUGCCGGCAAAACCUGUAACCAAACCACAGGACAAUGUCCCUGUAAAGAUGGCGUGACCGGUAUCACGUGCAACCGCUGCGCUAAAGGCUUCCAGCAGAGUCGCUCGCCCAUUGCCCCCUGCAUAAAGAUCCCACUGACACCGCCUACGACACCAGCCAGCAUUACAGAAGAGCCCUCAGACUGUGACACUUACUGCAAAGCAUCAAAAGGAAAAUUGAAAAUCAACAUGAAGAAAUACUGCAAGAAGGAUUAUGCUGUUCAGGUGCACAUUCUGAAGGCGGACAAGGCCGGGGAGUGGUGGAAGUUCACCGUCAACAUAAUUUCCGUCUACAAGCAAGGCGAGAGCCGCAUCCGCCGCGGAGAUCAGUUUCUGUGGGUACGUGCCAAAGACGUGGCCUGCAAGUGUCCCAAGAUCAAACCUGGCAAAAAGUAUCUUCUGCUGGGCAACAACGAGGACUCCCCUGGGCAGAGCGGCGGUGUGGUAGCAGACAAAGGCAGCCUGGUUAUCCAAUGGAGGGACACGUGGGCGCGAAGGCUGCGGAAGUUUCAACAGCGUGAGAAGAAAGGAAAGUGCAAUAAGCCAUAGAUGGAAAAGACGCAGUAGGAAAGGGAUUGCAGAGAAAAGGAAUGAGAGAAAGAAGACUACAGCCGGAAGAGACUGUUGACAUUGCUGCUUUUUGUUUUUUUGUUUAGUAGCAUGAAGAGAAUCAUUUAGGAAUUCUUCUGUAGUGAACUUUGGUUGAAGGAGCUCACCCUGCAGAUUUGGGUUUCACCCUAUCUAUAAGUUUGACAUCCGUUUCUUUUGGAUUUGCCCAGUUUGCACCUAUUACCAGUUUAUGUAUGACUAGUGUGUUGGUUGAACACCCAGUAUGAAAUCAUAAUACUGAAUACUGUCGUUCUGUUUUAUUGACUGGUGCAAAAAGCCACUACCGUAUUUUUCGGACUAUAAGUUGCACCUGAGUAUAAGUCGCACCAGCCAUAAAAUGCCCAACGAAGAGGAAAAAACAUAUAUGUCGCACUGGAGUAUAAGUCGCAUUUUGGGGGGAAAUUUACUUGAUAAAAUCCAACAUUUAGAAUAGAUAUGUCAUAUUGAAAGGCAAUUUAAAAUAAAAAUACAAUCGAGAACAACAUGCUAAAUAAGUGUAUAGCAGACAUGUCCAAAGUCCGGCCCAGGGGCCAAAUACGGCCCGUGGUCAAAUUUCAUCCGGCCCCCAGCCUCUGUCAUGAAAUCAAUAAUGGCUGGCCCACAAACAGACUUAAUAAAUUGGUUAGCAGUACUGCUACCAGCAUAUGAAGUAUGUUACACACUAAAUGCUGCUCCUCAUUUACCCACGAAAAGGCAGCAGCACUCUAAGCAACAUUACCCCGUGUGACCCUUUAUUCCCAAUUUUCUAAAAUGGCGACAAUCAACAAAAUAAGAAAGUUGACUGUGACAGCUGGCGCUUCAAGGAUAGGUGGAAAUUGGACUCAUUUCUUCACUAAAAUAUGCAACUGUCUGCCUUAUUUGCAAAGAGACAGUCCCUGUUUUUAAAGAGUUCAAUGUAAGGCGAUAUUACUAAACAAUACACGCUGACAUGUACGACAAGAUUACAUGCAAGAUGCGUAGCGAGAAAUUGAAGCAACUUGAAGCUAGUUUAAUUUCACAGCAGCAGUAUUUCGCAAGAGCCCGAGUCGAAAGAGAACGCCACAAAGGCUUGUUGUAAGAUUGUUGAAAUUAUUAAUAAAAAAUAAAUAAAUAAAUAAAAAUAAUAAAGCAAAUGUGACGUACAGAAUGGCUUGCUAAAAUUUGCUUAAAUAUAUUGGUAUACAUAAAAGACGUCAGCCAAGGUCGGCCCCCCACAUUUUUACCACAUCAAAUCUGGCCCCCUUUGCAAAAAGUUUGGACAUCCCUGGUGUACAGUGAUGCAUGAACAACGAAAUGCGAACGUGGCCGGUAUGUUAACGUAACAUAGCUACUAUGGGUCAUUCAGAUUACUAUAGCAUAAGGAACAUGCUAACAAGUUUACCAAACCAUCAGUGUCACUACAAAACACCAAAAUAACAUGUCAAAUGACACAAAAAUGUGUUCAAAAUUUCCCACAUAAGUUGCUCCCACAGCCAAACUAUGAAAAAACACUGCGACUUAUAGUCCGAAAAAUACGGUAAUUACCACUGAAUUCUCUUCCAUGCGAUCGUAUUUUUGGAAUGUUUUUCAGCAACUUUCAAACUAAGAGAACGAUAUUUCUCAUCAUUGGAAAUAUGGCGAAUCAAUAUAUGCAAAAACUUUCAGAUAAACUAACAUUUUUUAUUCCACUGCUAAACACUAUACGUGUUUCUGCUUUGGGUCAGAUGAAAAGCAUUUUCUUGAAUCAGUUGUAAUACUUUUUUUUUUAAUACACCACUUUGAAUAUCAGUGUAAGAAGAGAUGGAUCCAAUUUCUGAUCAAUGUAAUAAAUCCUAGAAGACAAACCACAGUGAGUCUAAACAAUGUGACAAGUCACGAUUUGUGGUCAAAGGAAACUUAGGCUCUUGUUAAAAAAACAAAAAAAAAAUUUAAAUGGAUGAAUUGGGCACAAAGUAUGAUACAUAUUGUCACAAAGAAAAUAUUUUUUAAUGUCUUUUGUUUACACCACUGUUUAAAACGGGUCUCCAAACCGGUCCUCGAGGGCCGCUGUGGGUCCUGGUUUUUGUUCAUACUGAUCAAGCACAGACUUUUAACCAGUGUGGUUUGUACUAAAACAAGCAGCACCUGACUGCAAUCAACUGAUUACACUUAUAAAACACCUGAUUGGUGAAAAGGUGCGGUCUUGUUUUGUUGGAGUGAAAUCCUGUACCCACUGCGGCAACAUGUGGAAUAGUUUGGAGACCACUGGUUUAAAAUAUUGACAUACAAUACCAAGGAAAGCAACACUUUCACUUAAAAAAAUCUCUGGGUAGGGAUUCAUCUCUGUCUACAUAGGCAGUUGUCUUUCAAUGUGCAACAAGGUAUAGACCCUACUCACCGCCCCGGUGUUAUCUGACGCUGUAAACUCAUUGGAUGCGUUGCAUAAAAGGCGUUAUGUGGAAAAGCUUCAGUUUAUCCAUUCGCCAGAUCCUUAUGUAUGCCUAAAUCGAUGUUUUUUGACCCGCUGUCUUCGCCGUCUUUGCCUGACAUCUGCUAGCUACCCUGAUAUUUACAACUAUCUUGUCCACACAAAAUCAGCCUAUUCUCACGAAAGUUUGAAAAACUUUAAGAGCUUGGAGGCUUAUAAAUACUUCGUUGCUGGUUGGGUGAAACAGGUCCUCGUCCACGAAAAUUCGGCAGGAAUCUAUCGUGUGCUCGGGAAGGUGAGUUACGAAAUUUUCAAUUCAAAAUCUUUUGUUCUUGCUAACAUCCACUGUCAAGUCUAAUGUAUUUCAUGUCAUUUGUCAAUGGAGCGAGGGCUUUUAAUGUUUAUAUGGUUUAGCGAUACUCUCACUACAUACAUAUGUAAAAUGUAAUAAAUAUGAAGUGCGAUAGCACUACUCCAGAUUGUCCCUAGUUGAAUUUAUUUUUUGGCUUUUGACCUCAAUAGAGAAAUUGUAAAUUAAUUGUAUGACAACUGUCUGAUUAUCCCCUUAUAAUUAUAUAUUUUCAGGUAGUUCAUUCACAACGUCUGAGUGUAUGUUGUCGGCGAUUAGCCUAGCAAUGAUCUUAAUUGUGGUUGUCAGCCCAAAACCCUCUAAAUAUAUAUUAAAUGCAUCUUACCAGAUAUAAAAUGACUACUACAUAAUCUGUGGUAGUCGUUUGGAGCCCAGUUUUCUCGUCGAAUUGCAGCAGUCAAUCUCGGUCUCCUCUCCGGGUCUCUCGGAAUACGGUAAAACUUCAAGUCUCUCCGUCUAUCUUCUCUGUUUUUGCAACCGACCGGCACACACGACUUCACCAUUUUGAUUAUUAAUGUUAACGAGCAGAAAAACACGCCAUAAUAAAAGGAAUUUACGAAGCGCUAAUGCAUUAACAUGACGAGUAUACGGACAACAUGGCGCGGGGGCGUGGCUGUGACGUCACGUGAGUAGGGUCUAUUGAUGCAGUUCAGUUCAUAUCUUAUCAAAGAUGCAAAAAUGAAUUUAAAGUAGGGCUGUCAAAAUUAUCACGUUAACGGGCGUUAAUUUUUUAAAUUAAUCACGUUAAAAUAUUUGACGCAAUUAACGCAGAUGCUCCGCUCAGACAGAUUUAAAUGACAGUACAGUGAAACGCUCAAUUGUUGUGUGUUACGGAGUUUUGCCGCCCUCUGCUGGCGCUUGGGUGCGACUGAUUUUAUAGGCUUCAGCACCCAUGAGCAUUGUGUAAGUAAUUAUUGACAUCAACAAUGGCGGGCUACUAGUUUAUUUUUUGAUUGAAAAUUUUACAAAUUUUAUUAAAACGAAAACAUGAAGAGGGGUUUUGAUAUAAAAUUUCUAUAACUUGUCUUUUAAGAACUACAAGUCUUUCUAUCCAUGGAUCGCUUUAACAGAAUGUUAAUAAUGUUAAUGCCAUCUUGUUGAUUUAUUGUUAUAAUAAACAAAUACAGUCCUUAUGUAACGUAUGUUGAAUGUAUAUAUCCAUCUUGUGUCUUAUGUUUCCAUUCCAACAAUAAUUUACAGAAAAAUAUGGCAUAUUUUAUAGAUGGUUUGAAUUGUGAUUAAUUGCGAUUAAUUACGAUUAAUUAAUUUUUAAGCUGUAAUUAACUCGAUUAAAAAUUUUAAUUGUUUGACAGCCCUGAUUUAAAGAAAACUAUGGCUUUUUCAAUCCUUGCAAACAUUCAGGAAAAACACUUGCAAAAAUAAACAUUUCAACCAGUUAAAGUUUUUUUUUGAAUUGCAAAACAAUAUGCUUAUUAAACAAAAAUUGGUAAUGUAGCAAAAAAAUAUAUUUCCAGCAAAUUACUGUGAAAACACACCAUACCACAAUUAUUUGCAGAAUUGUGUUGCUCUUGUACAUAUGACUGCAUUUUAGGUUGGUUUUAGCCACCACAAAUUUUUAUUCAUCCCCAAAUGCCAUGUAUUUCUUGUCAUACAUGAGAAUCCCAAGCAUUUUAUUAACUAAUGAGCCAGUUUUCACACAAUGAAAAAGUGUGUUAGUAGUUUAUAAUACAGCAGUACUGCUUUAGCCCCCGUUUCUUGGAAGCACAAUUUGAUUCAAAUGUCCAUUUUGUAUCAAAUUGCAAAUUUUGUUAACUUAAAGAUGUACAGUACGACUGAAAAGUAGAGCGAGCUGUUAUAGUCAAACUGACUCAGCAUUUUAGAUUUAUUGUUUGAUUUAGAGCAUUUCACCUCUGUGCAAUGUCUAAUCGUUCCACUUUUUACUGACUGUCACUUCGGCAAAGACGAAAUACUAUUCAGCGAUUUGUUUACACAUUUAUUAAACUGUUUAUCCUGAAACAUCAUGCCAUUCGACAGUAUUAUUGUGUUAGUCAACUACACAAUAUAACCUUCCAUAUUACUGUCAUAUUGCAGAGCAAAGGUUUGGAGAGCUACCCGUCAAAAGUGUUACUAUGUCUUCAUACUAUGAAUUGUAAAUUUUGUUUAGAUGUCACAUUUGCAAAACCCUUCCUUUUUUUGCAAUGUUGUUUUUACAAUGUGUACUAAUAUAUUACGGUUAUUAUAUAUGAAUAUAUUUAAUUACACAAAACAUGGUGGAUUGUGUUUUUCUCAACUUUUUAUCUGUAUUUUUUUUCUUAUUUGUUGUUAUUGUAGACUGUGCCCAUUAAUUGAAGAAGGAAAUUAUAACUACUGAACAUACCAACCUGGUAGAACUAAAGGCAUAUUUUCAAAUAAACUCU
Messenger RNA from Corythoichthys intestinalis (scribbled pipefish), 7007 nucleotides. RefSeq names its product netrin 1a (gene ntn1a). The transcript is spliced from 6 exons. Gene Ontology annotation, cellular component: basement membrane. Gene Ontology annotation, biological process: motor neuron axon guidance; dendrite development; substrate adhesion-dependent cell spreading. The record is from RefSeq and is a predicted model, not a curated record. Gene Ontology annotation, molecular function: protein binding. NCBI's taxonomy places the organism in Eukaryota, Metazoa, Chordata, Actinopteri, Syngnathiformes, Syngnathidae. Bases 11 to 1834 code for a protein of 607 amino acids.